This is a messenger RNA of Drosophila serrata, 2003 nucleotides long. Its product is annotated as casein kinase I. NCBI's taxonomy places the organism in Eukaryota, Metazoa, Arthropoda, Insecta, Diptera, Drosophilidae. The record is from RefSeq and is a predicted model, not a curated record. Gene Ontology annotation, molecular function: ATP binding; protein kinase activity. Gene Ontology annotation, biological process: protein phosphorylation.
UUUCCAUUUCCAUUUAUUUUGAAGUUACUCUACACACUUAGCCGUAUAAUAAAUAUUAAAUAUUUCUUUCGGCGAAAAGACAAAACCCUAAAUUGGAGCAAUGGAUGCAGAGGCAGCCAAACCAAUACGCUUCAAGGAAGUGCAAAUUGGUUGCUAUAAGGUCGUACGCAAGAUAGCAUGCGGUUCCUUUGGUGAUAUCUACCUGGCCGUUAAUCCGCAUAGCAGUGAACGAGUGGCCAUCAAAGUAGAGAGCAACAAGGUAAAACACCCGCAACUCAUGUUCGAACGUCGCGUUUACAAGGCUCUCCGGUUGGCUCCUGGCCUGCCCGUAAUUCGUAACUUUCACAAGGGUCCCAACUAUCAGGCCAUGGUAAUGGAUCUCCUGGGACCCUCGUUGCAGCGACUCUUUCUCUUCUGCGAGCGUUACUUCACCAUGAAGACGGUGUUGCUCCUGGGGGAGCAGAUGCUACGCCGGAUUCAAUAUGUCCACGAUCGUGGAUUCCUUCAUCGCGACAUCAAGCCAGCGAAUUUUGUGAUGGGCGUGGGGACAAAAAACCGGGUGGUCUAUCUCAUUGACUUUGGUCUGGCCAAGAAGUACAUGGACAUAUCCACCAAAGUGCAUAUACCAUAUCGUGAGGAACGAUGCCUCACCGGCACAGCUCGCUAUGCCUCCAUCAGUGCCCACGAGGGUGUGGAGUCCUCGCGACGCGAUGACAUGAUGUCCCUGGGCUACAUACUGAUGUAUUUCAAUCGCGGCUCUCUGCCCUGGCAACGGAUCGAGGCCUCCACCAAGCAUCAGCAGUACGAGCGGAUUCUCGAGAAGAAAAUCUCCGUGAGCAAUGAGGUGCUGUGCGAGGGUUUUCCGGGUCAAUUCACUGUCUACUUGGACCUGUGCCGUGGCAUGGGUUUCGACGAGCGACCCGAUUACGAUGAGCUUAUCCGGAUGUUUCAGAUGCUUCGAACUGGCCUGAACCUUCAGGCCGGAGUGGUCUUUGAUUGGGAAAUGCUGACGGUGAAAUAUCAUGGCAGGCAACAGAAUCGCGGCAUUGGAAAGCGAGUGUGGUGCGACAAGGAGCCCACGGAUGAUGGCAAGAGUGGUGAACCGAUAAUCAAGGAUGAGGUUAUAGUCUACUAUCCACCAAAUAGAUGGAUGGCACACUAAGUUAAAAAUUAUUAAACUAUGUAAGAUGUAAGGAUCUCCCACAAUCCCCAUUGAGUGCAAUAUGCACUCUAUGCAAAUCGAAUCGAUAAGCUUUCCCGGAAAACUAUCAACUGUUGCUCACCGCCCCUUUGUUUACGCACCAAUAGGAACAGGGGGGAGAAAAAAAGAAGUGAUUUGAAAAGUGGACGGAAUCGGAAUCACAUCGGAAUCCCCCCCAUAGUCUCCGCAAACAGAUGCGAGUGCUGGAAUGGCGUUCGGCUAAUAUAAAAUUUGUCCGGCUUUUUUUCCAGACUGGACUCGGAGACUGGGAGCGGAUAUAUGAGGAAGGAAUGGGCAUCCCGGCAAAUAGAGCAAUUUAAAUUGGAACGUGAUUAUGCAAACGUUUGCACAGCUUAACUCAAGUGCCGUUCCGUGCCGCUUGGCCAGUUGCCGCUGCUCACACACAUGGAAAACGUGGAGAGGAGCCCAGGACAGAACCCAGUAGAAGCAGCAGGAGAUGGAGAUGUAGAUGGAUACUUUUUGGGGAAACAAGGAAAAAAAUAAAACCAGGACACGACGGUGUGGGAACAUUUACAAGUCUUAAAUCAAUUUUUAAGGACACCGCAGGAAAAUCCAUCUAAGUGCAGCAUGUCUGGGCUUAGGCGCUGACCACUUUAGGUUGUUGUCAAUGCAAGAUUUUCUUGCUAGCAACGAGUCCUGACAGCAGCAUAGAGAUGAGAAUCCAGGGAAACAUCAGGCAUCACCUGGCACUGGAGUUACUUUGGCUAAUUAAUACACACUAAAUACAUAUUAUAGAACGCAAAUAAAUCUUCAUUGAUGAAUACAUGAAACUGAAAAAUCA